AAACCGUCCUUUUUAAAUAAAGGAAUUACUAUUUCAUUUAUCAUGUAUAAUAAAUUGCAUUUUUUGUUAAGAAUGGUGGCCUGAUGUUUGUUUAUACUUUUCAAUAAAAAUACGCAAGGCGCGCGAGGGUUCUUAGGCGGCAUAACUUCGAUGAGAUUGACUUCAUGUUGGUGCUUCCGAAUCCAUAUCAGCUCGAUUUAAGAGCUGGGCAAUGCGCCAUGUCAUUCAAUAGCUCGCAGUUAGAUUGUGCUUCUCCCGAUUUAGUGACAGUUAUAGUUCACAGCCUUAUGUGUCAUCGACAGAGUGGAGAAUCUGAAGAGUUUGCGAGACGCGCGAUUGAGAGUCUUGUGAAAAAAUUGAAAGAAAGGCAAGAAGACUUGGAAUCCUUGGUAACUGCCAUAACAACGAGUGGCAGCCAACCAAGUAAGUGUGUUACAAUACAAAGAACUUUGGACGGACGUAUGCAGAUUGCUGGGCGGAAAUGUCUUCCUCACAUUAUUUAUUCACGAAUAUGGCGGUGGCCUGAUUUGCAUCGAAAUGAGUUAAGACACUCCAAACAUUGUUUAUUUGGGUUUGAACUGAAACAAGAUUGCGUGUGUAUUAAUCCUUACCACUAUGAAAGAGUUGUUUCUCCUGUUGACUUGGCUGCUCUGAACCUUAGUCCUGCACCAGAAAAAGGAGACAUGUGUAGCGACACAGAAAGUGAAUCCAACUGUCCGGACUCCCUAGUUUCUGGAUUCAAGGGAGCUCAAAUAGCUGAUAUGGGAUCAUGUUUGCCAGGAGAUCCUAUUAAUGAAGGGAAGAAUUGUAAUUCCUCCGUCUUAUUAUCCACUCAUCCUCGUCUUACUGUUCGUGAUCUUCUUGGUGAACAUAUAUCUCACACAGGUUGCUCAAAAAAUCAAGAGUGUGAUUUGGAACAGACUCCUUUAUUAUCCAACUCACAAAUCGAUUCGUCUCCAGCACUCUCAUCAAGCAUUUCGAUAUCGAGAGUUAACCCAGCUCCACAUUUGGAUAGAGGACAGAGCACUAUGGCCUGGUCAGGUAUCGCUAACCAAAACCAUCCAAAUACAUUUAUUCAUUCUGCUACUAACUUCUCGAAAGACAGUUCCAUAGAAUCGGAAAACACGUGUGUAACAGGAUAUUCGAAAGUGAUCCCUGUGAAUUUGCCUACGAUUAGGACGAUGGAUGUUUUAAAGUGUACGAUCGAUCCGCCUAUUAUUUUUACGCCAGUUCAAACCAACAGCCUUUUAACAAGUAGUUUCGUUCCAAGAGCAUAUUCUUCAAACGCAACUCCAGUUUGUCUAUCAGGCAACACUAAUGGUGCUGUAAAUAAUAGCUCUAAUAAACGUCCUGGUGGCUCUUCAGGAACUGCGGGUGGUUGUAGUACUGGAGGAUCUGGUUUUGGCAGCGGUGCACCAUGUAGUGGAGUAGGUGGUGCGGCUGGAGCUGGUGGUGGUGGGUGGGGCAAUCGUAGGGGUCCCCCUGCCCCACCAUUCACUCCUUCUGGAUCUCUACUCCAACCGUUGCCAGUCCUAACUACACAACGUCCUCCUGAAUACUGGUGCAACAUUGCUUACUUUGAACUGGACCAACAGGUCGGUGAAUUGUUUAAAGUUCCAAGCCAGUAUUCACGUGUCACCGUUGACGGUUACACGGAUCCUUCUAGUCCAAAUCGUUUUUGUCUCGGACAACUAUCAAAUGUACACCGGUCGGAGCAAUCCGAAAAGUCGAGACUUUAUAUUGGCAAAGGUGUAGAACUAGAUAACGUUGGAGAAGGUGAUGUUUGGAUUCGCUGUCUUUCAGAGUUCUCUGUAUUCGUACAAAGCUAUUAUUUGGAUAGAGAGGCUGGCCGUGCACCUGGCGACGCUGUUCAUAAAAUAUAUCCUGGCGCUUAUAUCAAGGUUUUCGAUAUAAGACAGUGUCAUGAAGAAAUGAAAUCCCUUGCUCAGUCUUCUCACGCUGCUGCUGUCCGACAAGCUGCGGCUGUUGUUGGGUCACCUACGACAAGCGAUUUAUUGUCUCAGAUACCUGGUGCCCUACCUCUAGGUUCCAACCAAUCUGCUCCAGGAUCUUUACCUGGUACACUAGGUACAGGAGCAUCUAUUAUGGCUACUGCUGGGGUCGGGGUGGAUGAUCUUAGACGUCUUUGUAUGCUUCGGUUGAGUUUCGUUAAAGGAUGGGGACCAGAUUAUCCUAGACGUAGCAUCAAAGAAACACCUUGUUGGAUUGAAAUACAGUUGCACAGGUAUGACUUUAAAAUUUAUUUUCCUACAAUAAUAAACCAGUACCGUAUAGGCGUGAACAAAUUACUACCAUCUUAUAACUAACUACAUUCAUGGUUCCAUGUUAUUUUGAAAAUUAGUUUAGAGAACUGAAAUGGACGGUUUGAAAUUGUAGAGUUUGCUUAGUAUACACUGGAAAUAUUUCUCGCUCUUUGAAGGAUUUUUUAACCUUUGGUCUCUUUACUGUUCACUGUCUUGUUAAUUAUGGUGAAUGAAACUACACAGAUGUGUAUAAUUCUAAGUGGAUGCACUGUAGUUAGGUAAAAUAUAAUACCUCUAAAGCUGGAAGGAAUUAGAUUUUUGUUGUGAAUUUCAGAGAUACCACUAAAAUAUCAUAAAAACCAUAAAUCUAUGUAAACCUACCUUGAAAAUUCUGUUUUACUUUAUAUCGCUAAUAGUUGUCAACUACUUAUGGUCUCUUCCGUUUUCUGUGUUGUUUCCACUUUUUUUUCAGACCUCUACAAUUGCUGGAUGAAGUUCUCCAAGCUAUGCCUCUUAAUGACUUAAAACCAACCCGACAUUUCUUUUCUUAUUUUCCACAACCAUCUGGAUGCAACUCAGUGAGACCAGCAGCAACCAAACGUGUAUAAGUUGCUGGGACUAAGAUAUUUCUUCUUUUUUACUUCAAGAUUUCAAACGUUUAUUUUAACUAAUCUAUUUCCUGUUUACUUUUAAAUCCUUUGUCGGUAGUUUACUGCAUAUUUUUUAGUUGAUGCACUGUAACUGAUUGCUUUUUAUCCAAUUCUUUUUUCUUACUUUGUAAUGUCUACUAUUAAAUUCUGAAUACAAUAGUCAUGGUUAUUGUUUUAACAAUUUAAUACACAUCAGGUGACUUUUAAUAUUUGUUUAAAAUUUUUGUACGUAUCCAUUGCCACUUACCUAACAUUUAGACCUCAGAAUGUUUUAAACUAUAAUUCUCUCUAUAUUGUACAACAUUGUUUAUAAAUAUCAUUUAUGCGCCUUCUAUCAGGUAAGUUUAAUAUCACUUUUUUACUAUGUACCUACAUCAUGUGUACAAUUGUUAUUUUUGCCUUUUUUUUCAAAAAAACUUGUCCACAGCUGACUGAUCUGCUUUAGGUUGUCUAUGUGCAAAAGAUCACAUCAUUGCUUUUUGCUUUUCUUAUUUAUAAUUGUAGUACAACAAGUAGUAAUAGACUUCAAUCUAUUUAUAAAGAUUGAAGUAUAAAACCUUUGUAAGUUAUUUGUUGGAUUUUAUCCAUUCAUCUAUGUAAUAGAUUACUUUGUAAAUCAUAAGUUUAUUGUCCUCCAUUUUGUUUGGUUUUAUUUCUUCUAUUUUUCUCUUAUUUAAGUUUGUUAGGUUUUAGGAAAACAAAUAAUUAGGUUUCUUGUUUCCAAUUGCCUGAACCCAUUUUUUCCUUUUCUUUGCAUCUAUGUACUUGAAUAAAACCCUCUAAUAUAAUGUUUUAACUCGGUAUCUGUUUAGAUUAUUUUUGCUAUCUAGCUAUAUUUGUACGAUCAUGACUGUAUAAAAUGGCUGCUAAAUCAUUUUC
Schistosoma guineensis is the source of this 3793-nucleotide messenger RNA. NCBI's taxonomy places the organism in Eukaryota, Metazoa, Platyhelminthes, Trematoda, Strigeidida, Schistosomatidae. The record is from the annotation of a GenBank genome assembly.